This is a messenger RNA of Pelobates fuscus (common spadefoot toad), 2988 nucleotides long. RefSeq names its product follistatin like 1 (gene FSTL1). Gene Ontology annotation, molecular function: protein binding. Lineage: Eukaryota; Metazoa; Chordata; Amphibia; Anura; Pelobatidae. The record is from RefSeq and is a predicted model, not a curated record. Gene Ontology annotation, biological process: regulation of BMP signaling pathway; multicellular organism development; cell differentiation. Bases 125 to 1036 code for a protein of 303 amino acids. The transcript is spliced from 11 exons.
GGUGGGAUGGGCUGAGGAUUUAGGAUACAGUUUCAGCACCAGAACCCAGCUGGACACAAACUGUUCAGAAGGAAAGGACAUCAGAUCUCUGUCUGCAUCCAUACAGCAACCUCCUGCAUCCAAAAUGCUCCUGAGGAGUCUCCCGUUGCUGGCUGUGCUGGCCCUGUCCUGUAGCCAGGCCCCGGAAGAGCCCAAGAGCAAGUCGAAGGUUUGCGCCAAUGUAUUCUGCGGAGCGGGCAGGGAGUGUGCGGUGACAGAAAAAGGCGACCCAACCUGUUUAUGUAUUGAGAAAUGUAAAUCCCACAAACGCCCAGUGUGCGGCAGUAACGGCAAGACAUAUCUGAACCACUGUGAGUUACACCGCGACGCCUGCCUCACUGGCUCCAAGAUACAAGUGGACUAUGACGGGCACUGCAAAGAGAAGUCAUCAGACGUCACCACAACCAACAGCCCAGUUGUGUGCUACCAAGCUGAUCGUGAUGAGCUGCGCAGACGCGUCAUCCAGUGGCUGGAAACAAAGACUACACCAGAUGGCUGGUUCUCCAAAGGCAGCAACUACAGCGAGAUUCUAGAGAAGUACUUUAAGAGUUACGAUGAUGGCGACUCCCGUCUCGACUCCUCUGAAUUCCUCAAAUUCCUGGAACAAAACCAGACGGCCAUCAACAUCACAACUUUCAAGGACGAGGAAACCAACAAGAUCCUGCGGGGUCUGUGUGUUGAGGCUCUUAUUGAACUGUCCGAUGAGAAUGCAGAUUGGAAACUGAACUUCAAUGAGUUUGUUAAGUGCCUGAACCCUGACUUCAACCCUCCUGAGAAAAAGUGCGCUUUGGAGGAUGAAACCUACGAGGAUGGCGCAGAGACCCAGGUGCAGUGUAACCGCUGUGUUUGUGCCUGUGGAAACUGGGUGUGCACCGCCAUGGCAUGUGAAGGGAAGGACAUGCAGCCGGAGGAAGAGAUGGCCAGAUAUGUGGAUGAACUGAGAAAGCAUCAGGAGACGGUGGAGAAAUCCAAGCAUGGCAGUGCCAAGGACAUCUAAAACGUUGGCACAGAUUCCCUGCACUGCGGGGCCAUCAGGACAAGGCCCCGUUACUUAGCCUAUAGGACCGGCAGGGAAAUCUGUCUUUAUCUAUGUCAAGGAAAACUAAAAUCUGUAGGGCAUAGGUGCAACCAGAGGGAAGGGGCUUUGGGGGUUUUUAACCCCUGCCAAAAACCAUUAGAUCACUUAUCAUUUCCAUGUGGCAUGCAGCCACGUUUCUGUCUGCUCCCUGACUUGUCACACAAUAAGGCACCCAGCUGGGGAUCUCCAAGCAGUUCCUUCCAUUGCCUAUUGGUGGCACUGUUCACUGAGAAUCCAUAUUAUGACACUUACUGUAUAAUAGCUUUCUGCUACUGAGUAUGCAGUGUGUAACCGCCUUACCCAGAAUGCAUUGUGAGAUUUGAUAAUGCCAGACGCCCUGGGACUGGCUUGCUGUAUUGUGAAUUGCAUUACCAGAACCAAAUCCAUUCAGCUGUAGCUGGACCCCAUUUUAUUUGCACAAGAUUAGACCGGUCCCUCUUUAGGACGAAUGAUCCUUUGCUGGUUGCCUUAUUGUCACUUUAUUGACACUUUGUAAGUAAUGCUUGAUAUUGAAUAGAGAUAAUAUAUCUCAUCUGAGGGGUCUCUGCACAAAACCAAACUCUGUCAGUUAUUUUAUUUUUUAUUGGGACCAGUUAGUGCCGGAGAGAUGUGUUUACAAACGCGAAAUGGCGUUUUAUCCACCAGAAUGUGUUACUGGUUCUCAUGGCAUCUAAGAAGCUGUAGCGUGCGCAGUCCAGUAUCUGUCGCUAGGUUUUAUACGGUUCUCGAUAAUUCUUGGGGACAGAUUAACCCAGAGUUAACCAACUGUGGCCAGGCAUUAGAAACGUUUGUACCUGUAGGAAUUUACUGGAUGUUUGAUUAAAUGUAACCCAUCAGAAAGAACCCCCAGUAAAAUAGGUCUCUGCACGUUAAUGUGACAGCAUAAGAGUUAAUGCGCCAAACCAGCCCCAAUUUACGUUCUUUUAGAUUCCCCUUAAAUACACGUUAAAGGUGCUAUGUUUAACUAAUGGCAAACGCCCAAAUCUGUAUCUUUUAUUUAGUUUUUUUUAUGUGUCUAUUAUUUUAGUAUUAAGGUGUGCGAUUGUAUGCAUAGUGACUUUAUUUUAUUAUCUACACUGCCCCCUCCCUGCCUUUUUAUUAUUUUUGUUAUUAGAAAAUGCUAUGUUUAGGUUUCACAUGCAGACGGCAGAGGUGGUGACUGGCACAGGAUGGCAAGUACUUGUAUCUGCAAGCGUCUUAUGCCUUUCCAAUUAAUACCUUGAACACUUGAUACAAGUUGUUAUGAAGUGGGUUCAGUAAAUCAGUGUUUGCCUGCACAGUCGUGGCCCUAUGCCUGCUGUAGGGAGCACAGUUGCCUGGGCUGCAAACUAAGUGCAAUAUGUAUUGAGGUUAAUGGCUAUCAACCACUAUUUCCGACCUCUAAGGCAGUCCGUUUUAACCAAUCAGCAUGCACCAUCAGAAAUUCUACAUUUAAGAAGCACGCAGGUGAGCUCAGAGAUUUGUUAAUGUGACACCUUGAAUUCAGGCCGCCCAGUGCUCCCGAAUUAUCACUAUCAUGGAAUGAAUCAAUCUAAUAUUACAAACUAUGUUGGGCGCAGUCCUGAACUGUGCAAUGAAAUGGAACAAUGAUGGAGUUUAGAAUUCGGAGAUUUACUGUGUAAAAGGUAUAACAAUAUUUUUAGAUAAUGAAUGGAAUUCCCCAGUCUGAAUAAAACAACAGUAUUAAUGCCUUCACUGCCAGUAAUGCUCACUCCAAAUUUAGGGAUCUCAAGUUCCCGGCGUAUUGUUCCCCGUUAUUAGUAUUUCUAAAGCUUUUUUUUCAGCAUAUACUACACGUCCAUAUUUGGUUUUAUAUUUGUAUUUUUUUGUUUUUUAUUCUAUAAACAACCAAAUAAAAAAAAAAACUAUAA